GUAUAUUUUGACGCUAGAAAACAAAGUGUUAGGACGAAGUCGAAGAUAAGAGCCAUGAAACCUCAUCAUCAUCUAUAGGCUCAAAAAAACUGGUGGCUGUGGUGCCGCUGCUACUAACUGCAGAGAGAGAGAGAGUUUGUGUGUUUGUCUAAUGGUUUUUCACAGAUGAGUUCAAUAUCCCAAAGUGUGUUGAUGGCACUGACCGUUACAUUCAACAAGUUUGCUUCGUCAAAUGUUAAUGCAGUUCAUAAAAAAGAAAGUAAAAGAGCAGCUGCAGCAACAACAGCUAAAGCAGCAAGCAGGGCAGCUGACAUUGGAAGAAGAGGAGUCCUCUUAUCCACCGUGGUUGGUGUAUAUUCAGUCAAUGACUCAAGGAUUGAACUUCUUAAAAAAUAUUUGAAGAAAUCAGAGGAUAACAAGACCAAAAAUGACAAGGAGAGAAUGGAUAGCUAUUACAAGCGGAACUACAAGGAUUAUUUUGACUUUGUGGAAGGAUCUUUGAAAGGGAAGAAUGAGCAGGACCUUACUGAAUCAGAGAAGGGUAUUCUUGAUUGGCUAAAGAAAAAUAAAUAAACAACAUGUAAUAGAUUUUCCCUCAAGAUGUUGUCUGUGGAACUUACUCGCAUCUUGCUUUCUCCCUUCCCUUUUCCUCUUUCUUUUCUUUUUUUUCUUGUGAGGCAAUGCACUAAAUUUGAAGUACAAUCACCAUGGUUUUACACUCUA
Molecule: messenger RNA, 723 nt
Organism: Populus trichocarpa (black cottonwood)
Lineage: Eukaryota; Viridiplantae; Streptophyta; Magnoliopsida; Malpighiales; Salicaceae
Exons: 3
Coding region: 166-573 (135 amino acids)
Biological process (GO): photosynthesis
Cellular component (GO): photosystem I
Source: RefSeq, a predicted model, not a curated record